AUGGAAAUAUCAAAUGUUACCGAGAAGAACAAGGAGGAAGAAAUGGAGAGAGAUGAGAGAGUUGAUGAAACUUUGGCAAAGCUUAAAAAAGUUAAAGAUCCAGUACGUGAUAUUUAUCGCUGUUGUUAUCAAGGAUUUUGGACUCCAACAUCUUCAUUGAAAAGUAUAAUAUCUUUUCAAACUCAAUUUGAGGCACGAGAUGAUGAUAUUUUAUUAGCUUCUUGUCCAAAAUCAGGAUUUUGGAAAGAAAGCUUAGAGAGUCCUCACAAAAUAUUGUUUUUGAAAUAUGAAGACCUUAAAAGAGACAAUAUAUUUUUCAUCAAAAAGAUUGCAGACUUUUUGGGAUAUCCAUUUUCAAUUGAGGAAGAAAACCAAGGAGUUCCACAACAAAUAGUGCAAUUAUGUAGCUUUGAAAAUUUGAAAAUUUUGGAUGUAAAUAAGACUGGUAGACGUCAAAUUGGGUUAUCCAAUAGUGCAUUAUUUAGGAAGGGUGAAGUGGGAGAUUGGGUGAAUUAUUUAACACUCCAAAUGGCAGAACGCGGAAAGAAGCUCAUCCAAGAAAAGCUUGGACAAUCUAAUUUAAUGUUUGAUUUCUAG
Messenger RNA from Humulus lupulus (European hop), 597 nucleotides. RefSeq names its product cytosolic sulfotransferase 15-like. Lineage: Eukaryota; Viridiplantae; Streptophyta; Magnoliopsida; Rosales; Cannabaceae. Gene Ontology annotation, biological process: sulfation. Gene Ontology annotation, molecular function: sulfotransferase activity. Gene Ontology annotation, cellular component: cytoplasm. The record is from RefSeq and is a predicted model, not a curated record. The transcript has 2 exons. The coding region runs from base 1 to 597 and encodes 198 amino acids.